AUGAGAGUCCUGUUCUCCUUCCUGGGGCUCCUGGCCUUCUUCUCCAUGAUUCCUCCAGCCAGAAGCUUCCUUUUCAAAGCUGGCUGUUCCACAAGAUAUUACAGCUGCAGGAUGAAGUGCAAUGCCUACGAAUAUUCAGUGAGAUAUUUUGAUGACUGGAGCAUCUGCUGUAAGACCAAGAAAUCGGAAAUUAAGAAAAGAAAAGGCCAACUAUGUUCUCUUCGGAUUCCAGGAAAAUAA
Messenger RNA from Perognathus longimembris pacificus (Pacific pocket mouse), 240 nucleotides. Its product is annotated as beta-defensin 43-like. NCBI's taxonomy places the organism in Eukaryota, Metazoa, Chordata, Mammalia, Rodentia, Heteromyidae. The record is from RefSeq and is a predicted model, not a curated record. Gene Ontology annotation, cellular component: extracellular region. The transcript has 2 exons. Gene Ontology annotation, biological process: innate immune response. The coding region runs from base 1 to 240 and encodes 79 amino acids.